This is a messenger RNA of Oncorhynchus kisutch (coho salmon), 6511 nucleotides long. Its product is annotated as E3 ubiquitin-protein ligase mib1. The transcript is spliced from 22 exons. Gene Ontology annotation, biological process: Notch signaling pathway; endocytosis; protein ubiquitination. Gene Ontology annotation, cellular component: cytoplasm. Lineage: Eukaryota; Metazoa; Chordata; Actinopteri; Salmoniformes; Salmonidae. The record is from RefSeq and is a predicted model, not a curated record. Gene Ontology annotation, molecular function: zinc ion binding; protein binding; ubiquitin-protein transferase activity. The coding region runs from base 804 to 3938 and encodes 1044 amino acids.
UAUCUUCAUUGACCGCUGGUCCACCUCCGUCUGCUUGAUGAUUUACAAUAAUGGCGACGCUUUUAUUCUGAGUGUACUUCUGCAAGCCAUUUGACAAAAUAAAUACAUUCGAGGAGAACAAUCAAAUACAUAUGAUAAUAAACGUAGCAGGAAACAAUUAUUCCAACAAAAAAAGGACUAAACUACACUACCUGGCUAAUGUGUUUACUUAAGUUGUGGAGGUGGCAUUCUUGCGGAGGCACAAGCGCUAACGUUAGCUAGCAGCUAACAAAGGUCUACAAUUUCGUGACGAUGUGGCUACUUUACAAGCUCUUGGGGUGACACUUUCUUGUGGUCUUGGGACGAAAACCAACUUGAAGGGGAUACUGAGACGUAUCAGUUAUUUCCACAACGUUACAGAACAGCUUGUGGAGUGGAAAGUGCGUGCCAUUCAACAGCUUACUUUGUCAGCUAACGUUAACUCGCUAGCUAGCAUUUAAGCUAUCUUGGCUUUGCUUCCCAGUUCACUGCGUUGUUGUUGUUUUUAGUUGGUUAACUUAACGUAUAACAUUCACAUUACGAUACAUUUGACUAACACAUUUGUUGCUAGGGUGUUUCUGCUAUCUUGUUUUUGAACGUUACAGUAAGCAGGCUAGCCACACAGUUCGGCGUGCUACUUGCAAACUAACAAGAUAUUGCUGAAUUGUGUUCUUCUGGACAACAGACCGAUUUUGCAUCGCAAAAUUAUCCUGCCGAACACAGUUAACGUUAGUUAGCAAUCUAGCAUAUUCUGCUAGCUGGCAAUUUGCGACACCUUUUCGUAAAUGACUACCGGCAGGAAUAACCGUGUGAUGAUGGAAGGAGUUGGUGCAAGAGUGAUCCGCGGACCCGAUUGGAAAUGGGGUAAACAGGAUGGUGGAGAGGGACAUGUAGGCACCGUCAGGAGUUUUGAAAGUCCGGAAGAAGUGGUUGUUGUCUGGGAUAACGGGACUGCAGCCAACUACCGGUGCUCUGGUGCAUACGACGUGAGGAUAUUUGAUAGUGCUCCCACAGGUAUCAAGCAUGACGGCACCAUGUGCGACACCUGUCGUCAGCAGCCUAUCAUCGGGAUCCGCUGGAAGUGUGCUGAAUGCAACAACUAUGACCUCUGCACCACCUGUUACCAUGGAGACAAGCACCACCUGCGACAUCGCUUCUACAGGAUCACUACCCCUGGUAGCGAGAGAGUCCUGUUGGAGUCUCGCCGUAAGUCGAAGAAGAUCACAGCCCGAGGCAUCUUCACCGGUGGCCGGGUGGUGAGAGGAGUGGACUGGCAGUGGGAGGAUCAGGAUGGAGGCAACGGAAGGAGAGGAAAGGUGACAGAGAUCCAGGACUGGAGUGCAGCCAGCCCCCACAGUGCAGCCUACGUCCUCUGGGACAAUGGGGCCAAGAACCUCUACAGAGUGGGCUUCGAGGGGAUGUCAGAUUUGAAAUGUGUCCAGGAUGCCAAAGGAGGCUCUUUCUACAGAGACCACUGCCCUGUUCUCGGUGAGCAGAAUGGCAACAGAAACCCAGGCGGUUUGCAGAUCGGAGACCUGGUCAACAUCGACUUGGACCUGGAAAUAGUCCAGUCCCUGCAGCACGGCCACGGAGGCUGGACAGACGGUAUGUUCGAGACUCUCACCACCACCGGUACCGUGUGUGGCAUCGACGAGGACCACGACAUUGUGGUGCAGUACCCCAGUGGGAACAGGUGGACAUUCAACCCUGCAGUGCUGACCAAGGCCAACGUGGUGCGUAGUGGGGAAGGUGUUGCGGCGGGGGCAGAGGGAGGCAGCUCCCAGUUCCUGGUGGGAGACCUGGUCCAGAUCUGCUACGACAUCGACCGCAUCAAGUUGCUGCAGAGAGGCCAUGGGGAGUGGGCCGAGGCCAUGCUGCCUACCCUGGGCAAGGUGGGCCGCGUGCAGCAGAUCUACUCUGACAGCGACCUGAAGGUGGAGGUGUGUGGAACGUCAUGGACCUAUAACCCUGCUGCCGUCACCAAGGUGGCCCCCACUGGCUCGGCUGUCACCAACGCAUCCGGAGAGCGUCUGUCUCAGCUGCUGAAGAAGCUGUUUGAGACCCAGGAGUCGGGUGAUGUCAAUGAGGAACUGGUCAAAGCAGCAGCCAAUGGAGACCUGGCCAAGGUGGAGGACAUCCUCAAGAGACCUGACGUGGACGUGAACGGGCAGUGUGCUGGACACACAGCCAUGCAGGCGGCCAGUCAGAACGGACACGUGGACGUCCUCAAGCUGCUGUUGAAACACAACGUGGACCUGGAGGCUGAGGACAAGGAUGGAGACCGGGCGGUGCACCACGCGUCCUUCGGAGACGAGGGCUCUGUGAUCGAGGUGCUGCAGAGGGGCGGUGCCGACCUGAACGCCAGGAACAAGCGCAGACAGACCCCACUGCACAUUGCUGUCAACAAAGGCCAUCUGCAGGUGGUCAAGACCCUGCUGGACUUUGGCUGCCACCCCAGCCUCCAGGACUCAGAGGGAGACACGCCCCUGCAUGACGCCAUUAGUAAGAAGAGGGACGACAUGCUCUCUGUGCUGCUGGAGGCGGGAGCUGACGUCACCAUCACCAACAACAAUGGAUUCAACGCCCUGCACCACGCCGCCCUGCGAGGGAACCCCAGUGCCAUGCGUGUGUUGCUGGCCAAGCUGCCGCGGCCCUGGAUCGUAGAUGAGAAGAAAGAUGACGGUUACACCGCCCUGCACCUGGCGGCGCUCAACAACCACGUAGAGGUGGCCGAGCUGCUGGUUCACCAGGGCAGUGCCAGCCUGGACAUCCAGAACGUAAACCAGCAGACAGCCCUGCACCUGGCUGUGGAGAGACAGCACACACAGAUAGUCAGGCUGCUGGUGCGAGCAGAGGCAAAGCUGGACGUGCAGGACAAGGAUGGGGACACUCCUCUCCACGAGGCGCUGCGUCACCACACGCUGUCCCAGCUCCGCCAGCUGCAGGACAUGCAAGACGUCAGCAAGGUGGAGCCCUGGGAACCCUCCAAAAACACGCUGAUCAUGGGCCUGGGCACCCAGGGAGCAGAGAAGAAGAGUGCAGCGUCCAUCGCCUGCUUCCUGGCAGCUAACGGAGCAGACCUGACCAUGCGCAACAAGAAGGGCCAGUCCCCUCUGGACCUCUGCCCCGACCCCAGCCUCUGUAAGGCCCUGGCCAAGUGCCACAAGGAGAAGAUCAGUGGCCAGGUGGGCUCUCGCAGCCCGUCUCUGAACAGUAACGGUGAGACCCUGGAGGAGUGUAUGGUGUGUUCUGACAUGAAGAGAGACACCCUGUUCGGACCGUGCGGACACAUCGCCACCUGCUCUCUCUGCUCCCCCCGCGUCAAGAAGUGUCUCAUCUGCAAGGACCAGGUCCAGUCCAGAACCAAGAUCGAGGAGUGUGUCGUAUGUUCUGACAAGAAGGCCGCCGUGCUUUUCGAGCCCUGCGGUCACAUGUGCGCUUGUGAAAACUGUGCCGGCCUCAUGAAGAAGUGCGUACAGUGCCGGGCUGUUGUGGAACGCCGCACGCCCUUUGUCCUUUGUUGUGGAGGGAAAGGUAUGGAGGGUGAUGCCGCUGAUGAUGAUGAUGAUGAUGAUGAUGAUGAUGAUGAUGAGGACCUUACAGGUAACUCGAACUCAGCUCUAAUGGCAGGGGGCUCGCUGGAUCUGCUCCAGCCCAACAAUCUGGCACUAAGUUGGUCCAGCGGUAACAUCCCAGCCAUGCAGAGAGACAAAGACAACACCAAUGUCAACGCUGACGUUCAGAAACUGCAGCAGCAACUGCAGGACAUCAAGGAGCAGACCAUGUGUCCGGUGUGCCUGGACCGGCUGAAGAACAUGAUCUUCAUAUGUGGCCACGGCACCUGCCAGCUGUGUGGUGACCGCAUGAGCGAGUGCCCCAUCUGCCGCAAGGCCAUCGAGAGGCGCAUCCUUCUGUACUAGAGUCCCAGGCUUCAGUCUGAGCCUUCUACACCCCCACCACCCCCCAUGUCAAGGCCCUUCGAGAGGCGCAUCCUUCUGUACUAGAGUCUCAGGCAGGUCUCGGCCUAAUCCCCCUCCCCCCCCCCCCAUCUACAACCAGCCACACCAGCUGCUGCUCUCCCAUCUAUCUCGGCGUCUUUACACCAGAAAAACAAAAACAUCAGAAUUAAAAAUGGAAACUUUGUUAUAAAACAAUCAAACAUUGUACUGAAAGAGGUCUUUGGUGUUGUAGCUCAGCUGAAAGCCUGUAGCAGCCUGAUUCUUUGCUUUUCUACCCAGAAUAUCCUUUCUCCUCUCUCUCUCGUAUCUCUCUCUCGCUCUUCUCCCCCUCCUCUCUGUUGUUUUCCUGUUUAUGUGUGAGAACGCCUCUUCCUGUUAUUAUUGUAGUGUGGUUAUAGGCACACAUCCCAACACUGCCCUAUGUUGGCCUUGGGAUAUGGACUGAGGGAUAUGGUCAGAGCCACUUAGUCCCAUUUACAAGGUCCUAUUCAUUAGGACACACUCUGCCUCUCCUGUCGAAGGGCUGCCUCUCCUGUCGAAGGGCUGCCUCUCCUGUCGCUAAACUUAAAACCCAUUUAUCAUUGAUUCUAUUUGUAUUUCUUAUGCAAGAGUAUUGGUAAUAGAAGCUACUGACAUGGAUAUUCACUACUUUUGUAGUUUACUCAACAUUUGAUGAUCGCUACAAUAUGAUGACAUAUUUUUGUACAUGAAAAAAAAAAUGCGAUGUCCAGCACUUUUACAAGUUCAACCAGUCUUCUGCUACAUGUGCAUAUUUGAGAUGGGUUGUCGUGACAUGUUGGCGAUUUUGGCAAUGAGGCCCUUUAUUUCCCCAGUCAGAUGAACUUGUGGAUACCAUUUUUAUAUGUCUGUGGAGUUUGAAGGAAGUUGCUAACUAGCGCAAUUGCUAACUAGCGUUAGCGCAAUGACCUGAAGUCUGCGUACUAUGCUAGCAGAUACAAUAGACUUCAGUCAUUGUGCUAAUGCUAGUUAGCAAUGGAUCGCUAAAACUACCUCUAACUUCCUUCAUACUGGACACAGACAUAAAAAUGGUACCCACAAGUUCAUUGGACUCUGGGGCAGUAGACAAAGGUCAUUGCCAAAAUCCCGAAGUAUGCCUUUAAGACCUGCACAGGGCAGGUUAGCACAAAAACUGCUGAUUGAACUAAAGCAAAAUUGCUGUUCUGUUUGUCUAGACUUUGGAGGUCCAAAUCCACCUUAACUCUGACUGACUGAUAAGGUGGUGAUACCGCUGCAGUCCAAUCGUCUGCUAACACCUCAUCACCUGUACCUUGUUUACCAACCUCUCUCUCUGGAGAAACACAGGCAGUACAACUUUAGCAUUACAACACCCUUGGUCUGCAAUUGUUAAUACUUAAGUACAGUAGACCCAGUAUAGAUGCAAGUCAAGACAGUGUUUCAUUCAGCCUACUUAUAAGUGAAUACUAUCAUGUACCUGCUGGACAUUUCUGAGGAUGAAUGAACUUUAUUGAGCAUUUGUACAAACAGAGUAUGUCAUCAUGAAUGACACAAGUUGUUUUAGAGCUGUUCCAAGACUAUAGAUGGUAUUACCUGUCUGGUAUACAACCAUCCUAUGAUUCUUAUAAGCAUCGCUAAUAACCAUUGAUUAUUCAUGUGCCAUUGCUUCCAAAAAUGAUUUACCUGUUAAAUGUUGUUUGGGGAUAAGGUGCUUUUAAUCUGGUAUUGCUUUUAUUUAAAUGUAUUUUGCAGAAUGUUUUGUAAUAAACACAUUUAUUGAGCUAGAGUAUACAAUCUAAUAGAAAGCCAAGAUGAUAAAAUGUAGAGUAAAUUAUUUUGUAUUCCUGCCCACAAAUAGGAUUUAGAAGUAUAUCUCUAUAGAGCCUUAGCUAUAAUGUAAUGUAGCCGUCCACUCUCAACCACACAUCCUGCUUCAAUAUCAAUGUUGAAAUGUGUCUUUUAGUUUGAUAGACUUCAAGCAAAAAAAACACUAAGCAUUAUUUGAUCUUGUUUUGUCUGCAAGUCUAACAUGUUCAGAGUCAAUAAUGAGAUUGGUGAUGAGGGAGACAAUGUUGUCAGGUUUUACAUGUAUUCUUCUGCCAGUGUUUUGGGGGAUAGAAAGAAAAUGGUUCCACUGGUGAAGUUGACACUAAUAAGGCAGAUCCGUCUGUGUGGAGCUGUUCACCUCGGUAUAAGCUGACCAGCUUGACCACACAAAUAAGCAAUUUUAUAGGAAAGAACGAAAAGUAACUUCAUACUUUUUUACUCCCCGUUUUUAUUUCACGGAUGGCGUUAACAUUCUAAAAGCACUAAUAUUGCUUUAUGGUAGUAUUGUCUUGUUAGUUGUUAUAAAGGCCUAUUUUGUACCUUAUGUUCAAAACGUAUUAUACCCGUCAAGAUUUAAAGGUUUCAAUAGUAUUCUUUCCCUUUUUAGGCAUGAAUAUUUUAUUUAUGCAGUAUGACAUGUAUUAUAAAAGCUGGUCACUCUGUAUUGCUUAAGUGCUUUUCAAAGCACCAUGUAACUGAAAUAAAGUUCUGAAUGAAUCUUGAGACCUCUA